This is a messenger RNA of Talaromyces proteolyticus, 1185 nucleotides long. RefSeq lists its product as uncharacterized. The transcript has a single exon. The record is from RefSeq and is a predicted model, not a curated record. The annotation marks the transcript as partial. NCBI's taxonomy places the organism in Eukaryota, Fungi, Ascomycota, Eurotiomycetes, Eurotiales, Trichocomaceae.
UACAAAGAAGUCCGCUUCUCCCAGCCGCUUGUCCCCAUACGUCGCGCGCGAUCGGUCGCUUCGAGUAACCCGCUGUUGGACCCGGCGCACCAGGCUGCCCGUGCAACUAAAAAGACAUCUACAGAAUAUGCUGCCUACAUGGAACAGUCGCGAUCGCUACUGGAGAGUCAACGGCUCACCUUUGAGCGUGAAAGAGCCAUUUUCGCACAGGAACGGAAGCUAUGGGACACAGAGCGGGCAGUCUUGAGGUCGAGAAUCGCCGAAUUGGAAUUGGCCGUCAAUGCAACACUCGGAGCCAAUUUUUUUCAACCCGACUUCACUUUCAAAACACCCUCACUGAGUUUCAAAAAGCCCUCAUUGAGCGUCGGCUUGUGGCAGCCGAAUGGCCCCGCUGACAGUCAACACCAUAUCUGGGAAGGUCCCAUACCAGGAUCAAGACGGCCAACACGGGUGUUCCCUGACGAUAGUGGCAGAUCUAAUUUAUACAUUCCCCCGACCGAAGCAAAUGGAUUUGGCUUUCGCUCGUCUCUCGACGCCGCUCUGUCACCGCAAUUCUUCGAUCGUCCAGCAGAGGCCAGUAUACCGGUGCCAAUAGAGAGAGUUGACAGUCGGCUAGAUGGCAUCACUCUCAAGUCGACUGCACUUCCUCCAGACGUCGUCGCGAAGGUCAUGACACCUCCGACCUCCCUCUCUCCCACAUCGUCUCCUCCCAAGACCGAGACAGAUUUCUCGAAACAACCGACAGAUAGGAAAUUGCCGCUCAAGAUCAAACUUGCUAAUAUUGGUCCCCCAGACGCAAAUCUGACACGGAACGCAGGACACACGCCGAUGGCAAUUAUUGGCACGGAAACAGAGACCAGUACCCAAUCUCCAAGUGAAAUAGCAGAAGAAGAGGCUCCCCUAGCGCCAGUAGUGACAAAACAACCAGUCGAAAGUGGAGACUCUUAUUUUCCAACAAUUGAUAAUGACCCCGCCUUGAAGGGGCCCCUUUCAUUACGAAACGAGGCAGAGGCAGAUAGCAGUUUUCUGUCAGAGCUCGAUAAGAAGCUCCUGAGCGAGGCCAAGAAAGCACUAUCCGGUCCCUCAAUCGACGAAGAAACGGAAGACGACAAUAAAGCUCCCGAAGAGCCGGACCCGGAGCUGAGACUCAAAGCCUCAACUAACUUUGGCACUGUAUUUGGCCAA